This is a messenger RNA of Dimorphilus gyrociliatus, 4083 nucleotides long. Lineage: Eukaryota; Metazoa; Annelida; Polychaeta; Dinophilidae. The record is from the annotation of a GenBank genome assembly.
AUAUUUUAUUUGGUUAUGAACAUUCAAGGGCUGACAAGCACAAUGUUGCUCCGUCUCCUUGUGCUACUUGUUCUUCUUCAAAGCUAUGCAGAAUCAAGAAAAAUUUCAGUAGAUUAUCCACCUUGGGUUUGGUGGGAAUAUUGGAAUUCGUCAAUUCCUACAUGUGAAAGCGACCAACCUGGAUGGGCAACAGGCGGUCGCGGAACAAAUGGUUGGGGAACAAGUGAUUGGGGAACUGGCGAUUGGGGAACUGGCAAUUGGGGAACUGGUGAUUGGGGAACUGGUGAUUGGGGAACUAGUGACUGGGGAACUGGUGAUUGGGGAACUAGUGAUUGGGGAACUAGUGAUUGGGGAACAGGUGAUUGGGGAACAGGUGAUUGGGGAACAGGCGAUUGGGGAACAAGCGAUUGGGGAACUGGUGAUUGGGGAACUGGUGAUUGGGGAACUAGUGACUGGGGAACAGGCGAUUGGGGAACAAGCGAUUGGGGAACAGGUGAUUGGGGAACAGGUGAUUGGGGAACAAGUGAUUGGGGAACAGGAGAUUGGGGAACAGGCGAUUGGGGAACUAGUGGACCAUGUGUUUGCCAGUGGGGAACUGGCAAACAGGGAACAGGUAGAUGGGGAACUGGAAAAUAUGGAACUGGCAAAUGGGGAACAGGAAGAUGGGGAACUGGAAGAUAUGGAACAGGAAGAUCUGGCACUGGUUAUUGGGGAACCGGAAAGCCCAGUACAGGAAAAUGGGGAACUGGAAGUUGGGGAACAGGAAGACCUAGCACUGGUAAAUGGGGAACUGGAAGUUGGGGAACAGGACGACCUAGCACUGGUGACUGGGGAACUGGAAGCUGGGGAACAGGAAGACCUAGCACUGGUAAAUGGGGAACUGGAAAGCCCAGUACAGGAAAAUGGGGAACUGGAAGCUGGGGAACAGGACGACCUAGCACUGGUGAUUGGGGAACUGGAAGUUGGGGAACAGGAAGACCUAGCACUGGUGACUGGGGAACUGGAAGCUGGGGAACAGGAAGACCUAGCACUGGUAAAUGGGGAACUGGAAAGCCCAGUACAGGAAAAUGGGGAACUGGAAGCUGGGGAACAGGACGACCUAGCACUGGUGAUUGGGGAACUGGAAGCUGGGGAACAGGACGACCUAGCACUGGUGAUUGGGGAACUGGAAGCUGGGGAACAGGAAGACCUAGCACUGGUAAAUGGGGAACUGGAAGUUGGGAAACAGGAAGACCUAGCACUGGUGAUUGGGGAACUGGAAGCUGGGGAACAGGAAGACCUAGCACUGGUAAAUGGGGAACUGGAAGUUGGGGAACAGGAAGACCCAGCACUGGUGACUGGGGAACUGGAAGCUGGGGAACAGGAAGACCUAGCACUGGUAAAUGGGGAACUGGAAAGCCCAGUACAGGAAAAUGGGGAACUGGAAGCUGGGGAACAGGACGACCUAGCACUGGUGAUUGGGGAACUGGAAGCUGGGGAACAGGAAGACCUAGCACUGGUAAAUGGGGAACUGGAAGUUGGGAAACAGGAAGACCUAGCACUGGUGAUUGGGGAACUGGAAGCUGGGGAACAGGAAGACCUAGCACUGGUAAAUGGGGAACUGGAAGUUGGGGAACAGGAAGACCCAGCACUGGUGACUGGGGAACUGGAAGCUGGGGAACAGGAAGACCUAGCACUGGUAAAUGGGGAACUGGAAAGCCCAGUACAGGAAAAUGGGGAACUGGAAGCUGGGGAACAGGACGACCUAGCACUGGUGAUUGGGGAACUGGAAGCUGGGGAACAGGAAGACCUAGCACUGGUAAAUGGGGAACUGGAAGUUGGGGAACAGGAAGACCUAGCACUGGUGAUUGGGGAACUGGAAGCUGGGGAACAGGAAGACCUAGCACUGGUAAAUGGGGAACUGGAAGAUUUGGUACUGGUAAAUGGGGAACUGGAAGAUAUGGUACUGGUAAAUGGGGAACUGGAAGAUACGGCACUGGUAGAUGGGGAACUGGAAGAUAUGGUACUGGUAAAUGGGGAACUGGAAGGUACGGCACUGGUAGAUGGGGAACUGGAAGAUAUGGUACUGGUAAAUGGGGAACUGGAAGAUACGGCACUGGUAGAUGGGGAACUGGAAGUUGGGGAACAGGCAGACCAUGUAUUUGUCCGUGGGUAACAGGCAGACCCAGUACUGGUUAUUGGGGAACUGGAAGAUAUGGAACAGGAAAAUGGGGAACAGGAAGAUACGGCACUGGUAGAUGGGGAACUGGAAGAUACGGCACUGGUAGAUGGGGAACUGGAAGAUAUGGUACUGGUAGAUGGGGAACUGGUGGCUAUGGUACAGGCAGGUGGGGAACUGGUGGAUAUGGCACAGGUAGAUGGGGAACUGGAAGACCUAGUACUAGUGAUUGGGGAACAGGCGUUGUAAAGGGAUAUUGCCCCAAAGGAAUUUCAGGCUCAUCAUCAAUGGAAUGUCACGAAGAUGAACAUUGUAUCAAUAGGUUUGGUUCUGAUGACUGGAAAUGCUGUGAUACAGGAGCAGGAACAACGUGUUUAAAAGCAAUACCCUUCGAGAUAACAAAAUGUCAACAUGCAAGAGAACUAGCCAAUAUUAGUUUGAUGCUGAAUAGCAGUAUGCCUAUUACAAUGCCAUCCUGUGACAAAAAUGGAGAUUUCAGUAAAAUCCAGUUCUCAGUUUCACUUGGUGUACGGUGGUGUUCCUUCCCUAAUGGAACAGUAAUUCCCGGCACUCGAACAACUAGUGGUAUACCUAAUUGCUCGAAGCAAUAUAAAAACACAUCAAUUUGCAAUCGAAAGGAUUCUUUAAGGAGUUGUAACGAAUCUUUGUGCUCAAUGUUUAAGUGCAGAGAGCAUCCAAGAGCAGAAUGUAGAAUUAAUCCUUGUGGUAAAAAUUGCUCGGUUGAAUAUUUCAUAGGUGAAAAGAAGGUUAACUGUACCCUUAUUGAAACUAAGGAUAAAGAUCAUUCAAAUGUCUGUUCAAUGUCAUUGACCGGAGUGGGAACCUCUGGUGAAGAAAGAUACUACUAUGAUUCUUCAUCAGAAACGUGUCGCUCAUUUUUGUAUAACGGUAUAAAUGGAAAUAAAAAUAAUUUCAAGACAAAGGGAGAGUGCAUUAAGAGAUGUCAAGGGGUUUUAUGCAAAGAAAUGGAGCCAUGUGAAAAUCAGGCAAUGCAAUGCAGCGAUAUAAAUGCAACUUGCCAUAAAUAUCCCGAAGCAUAUUGCCAAAUGGACUUUUGUUCAUGUAAUAAAACUCUCUUCAUUGAUCCUAUUAAAAAGACAACUGUAAACUGUCAAAAAACAAUAAAAUUAUGUCAUCGAAGGCACGCAAAAUACGUCCUGGAUAAGAUGAUGAAUAUUACGGGUGAUUGGAAACCACAAUGUACCGAUGAUGGUGCAUUCCGUCCUAAACAGUGCUCAGAUACGAUAUGCUUCUGCGUUGAUCCAAGAGGACAACAACUUUCUCAAAUAUCUGUUAAGAAAUCCGAAUCAGACUUGCUUAAUUGCAAAACUCAAGAAAUUAGACAAUUCGUAUCAAGCAUCAAAUUCGAUCAUUCGUUUAGUAUUGUUAAUAAAGUUGGCGUUCUAAAAUUUAAGAGUGAUAUGGCAAAGAAAAUCGCGUCGGAAUUGGAAAUUUCUUUUAAUCAUAUUCAAAUUAAAAAUGUCGUUCGAGGAAGUAUCAUAGUGCACUAUGAAGUGAAAACUAACAGAGAUGUAUCCGCAGAAAUGGAUAAUUUCUUUAGAAAGAUCUCAACAGAGAAAUUCACGAUUGAAUGGAACGAACCAAAUCUUAAACUCAAACUAACGGCCGUUGCUGAAAAGCCUCAAACAACGCAUAAAUUAACUGAAGUUGACACUACAAAAGACGAAGAUGAAGAUGAUAAAGAUUCGGAUAGUACUCUUUUGGCGCUGAUUAUUUCCGGUGUUGUAGCCUUCUUAUGCGUAAUAGGCCUUGUUGUAAUGAUCGCAUUUUGGCUAUCAAGGAAAUCUUCUGGCGCAAAGAAUUUUGAAAAAUUAAGUCAACGACAAAAAGCCAUUAGUGAUAUAUAUGUUACUUCUGAGUCUGAAAAAGUUCCGCUUGAUUGA